Messenger RNA from Mesocricetus auratus (golden hamster), 2522 nucleotides. RefSeq names its product GH3 domain containing (gene Ghdc). NCBI's taxonomy places the organism in Eukaryota, Metazoa, Chordata, Mammalia, Rodentia, Cricetidae. The transcript is spliced from 9 exons. The record is from RefSeq and is a predicted model, not a curated record. Gene Ontology annotation, molecular function: acid-amino acid ligase activity. Gene Ontology annotation, cellular component: cytoplasm. The coding region runs from base 140 to 1786 and encodes 548 amino acids.
GCCCAGUCAGGCCGGAUUUCCUGUCUAAACCCUGCCCUUUAAAGUUAUCACUCCAACUUUCUGACCUGCUGUGUACAGAAACCAGAGACACUGAGGGAUCCCGAGGGAUCUGGGGUGCUGAAAGACUAGGGACGGGAGGAUGGCGGUUCUUCUCCCGGGAGCUACUUGGAGAAUGCUGCUGCAAUGGCCGCUGCCGCUGCUGCUGCUGCUGCUACUGCUGUUGCUGUUGCUACCCCCACUGGCCAUGCUGCGGCAGCAGAGGUCUUGGGAUGCCAGGCCAUCCUGGCUGACCCGCCUCCAACACCAGGUGGCCUGGGGGGCACUGGGCUUGGCAGCCGCCUGGCACCAUCGGAAACUGGGACAGAGCACACUGCACGUGGGCCAGAGCCAGCAGCAGGCCCUCGAGUGGUGUCUGAAGAAAGCCCAGGGUCCCUGCUGUCCCCCCAAGGGGAGCACAGACCUGAGCACCUUCCGGAGUCAUCGCCCACUGACCAAAACCAGCCAAGCCAAGGAGGAAGAGAGUGAAGAGAAGCUCCCGCCCCCUGCCUCACCCCAGUAUCAUGGAGAGGCUUCUCUGCAGGCCACCCUGCUGGGUCUAGUCACCCUAAACAAGGCCUACCCAGAAGUACUGACGCCAGGAAGUACGGCCUGUGUGACCCCUACAUCCCCAUGGCCCAACUCUGUCCCCUGGCUCAGGCAUGCCCUGGGCCGGGUAAGCCCCCUUGGAGCCAAGGACUCUCGGACCCUGCUGCUGGAGGCACUGAUAUCCCCAGGGCUGAGGGCCCUGGAGGCAAGGACUGCAGUGGAGCUCCUGGAUGUCUUUGUGGGCCUGGAGGCAGAGGGCAAUGAACUGGCUGAGGCCAUAGCAGCCGGGAACCUAGGAAGGCCUCUCCCUAGCCGAGCAUCUGAACUACAGGAAGCCCUGGAGCAGGGGCCCCGGGGAUUAGCCCUGCGGCUGUGGCCAAAACUGCAGGUGGUGGUGACCCUGGAUGCAGGAGGCCAAGCAGAAGCUGUCGCUGCCCUCAGGGCCUUGUGGUGCCAAGGGCUAGCCUUCUUUUCUCCUGCUUAUGCUGCUUCUGGAGGGGUGAUGGCCCUAAACCUGUGGCCGGAGCAACCCCAAGGAUUCUAUCUUCUGCCCCCUGGGGUCCCCUUUAUUGAGCUGCUUCCAGUCAAGGAAGGAACCCAAGAGGAGGCAGCCUCCACGCUCCUUCUCACUGAUGCCCAAAGGGAGGAAGAGUAUGAACUAGUGCUGACCGACCACGCUGGCCUGACCAGGUGCCGUCUGGGAGAUGUGGUGCGGGUGGUUGGUGCCUACAAUCAGUGUCCUGUUGUCAGCUUCACCAGCAGGCUGGGACAGACUCUGUGUGUUCGAGGAGAAGUUACUGAUGAGAAGAUGUUCUCCGCUGCCUUGGCCCAAGCAGUAGGGCAGUGGCCAGGGGCCAAGCUGUUGGACCAUGCCUGUGUAGAGAGCAGCAUUCUGGACUCCUAUGACGGUUCUGCCCCGCACUACGAGGUGUUCGUGGAGCUGAGAGGAUUGAGGAAUCUGUCCGAGGAAAAUCGAGACAAGCUUGACAACUGCCUGAAGGAAACCUCCCCUCACUACAAGUCCUUGCGGCUCCGGGGCAGUGUGGGUCCUGCCAAAGUCCAUCUGGUGAGACCAGGGAGCUUCAGAAUACUCCGGGAAGCACUAGCAGCCUGCCCCUCCUCCUCCUUCCCUCCUGAAAUGCCUCGGGUCCUCAGGCUUCGUCACUUGGUGCAGAUCCUGCAGAAGAGGGUGAUAACUUAACCAAGGCAGCUGUUGCCAGGCUUCUCUCUGCCACCUCGCCCUUUCCUCUGGGGCAUCUCCAGAUGUUCAGUCCUGGACCAGACAUCACAGAAUACUGGCCCAUCAGAGCCACUGGGCCUUAGGGAGGCCUUUGGCUCAUUGGCUAGUUUUUUUGUAUGUUUUUGUUUUUUGUUUUUUUCAAGACAGGGUUUCUCUGUAUUGUUUUGGAGGCUGUCCUGGAACUCACUCUGUAGACCAGGCUGGCCUUGAACUCACAGAGACCCGACUACCUCUGCCUCCCAAGUGCUGGGAUUAAAGGCGUGCGCCACCACCGCCCGGCUCAUUGGCCGGUUUUAAGGUGGAGGCUUUGGGCAUACAACAGAACCCAGAAGUGCCCUACAACUUUCCCCCUCAGCCUACACUCUGUGACACUGAUGAGGAGCUCUGAUGCACCCUGGUGGCUUCCUGUAUCUCAGCCCCUUUCAUGUGCUUGGCCAGAGUAACAGCAUGGGCUGAACGUGUGGGUGAUGCUCCCAGAGUGGCUCCUUGAGGAGCAGGAGCAAAUGAAUAAAGACCUCAGCAUCAUUGUCUCCUGGUUGGAGGUAUAUCUUGCACAGUCUCCUGAAAGCAUGAGGCUGGCCCACGGGAGGGAUCCAGUGUUUAAUAUUCUUCCUACCAGCUCCUCCAUCCGUCCCUCCCUUGCCCAUUUUACCACUGGGCUCCCUGGAUCGACUCCCAAAUAAAACUCUUAAAAAUA